Messenger RNA from Ictalurus punctatus (channel catfish), 2353 nucleotides. RefSeq names its product Bardet-Biedl syndrome 10 (gene bbs10). Gene Ontology annotation, molecular function: ATP binding. Lineage: Eukaryota; Metazoa; Chordata; Actinopteri; Siluriformes; Ictaluridae. The transcript is spliced from 3 exons. The record is from RefSeq and is a predicted model, not a curated record. Gene Ontology annotation, biological process: chaperone-mediated protein complex assembly. The coding region runs from base 192 to 1976 and encodes 594 amino acids.
UACUCUGGGACAGAGAAGAAGAAGAAGCGGAAGCGUCUCCUGGAUACAGAGACAAGCCGAGCAGCCGGACAACAACUCUGGAUAUAAACAGUCUUUUUAUUUUUAUUAAACAUAAAUUAGUAAUGCGAUUAAACUGACCCUCGGUUUCUGAUAGAAAAAUAUAAAUGAUGUUCUAGGAGUCAUGCUGAGAAAUGGCGAAGGUGAGUGAUCCCCUGCAGGUGUGUCUCAGUGUGGUAGGAGCGUUGGAGUGUGUGGUGCGGCGGUGUGUGGGACCGAGCGGUGGGACUGUGAUCUUCACUAAAGACACGGGAGAAACAUUAAUCACCAAACACGGACACCGCAUCCUUACUGCGCUGCACCUGGAGCAUCCUAUAGCCAGGACGGUGUUGGAGAGUUUGUGUGCACACGAUGGCGUUACAGCAGACGGCUCCAAGUCGUUUAUCCUCCUGCUGGCUGCGCUGCUGCGGGGAAUCCGUGACUCUGUGCAUGAGUCCUCACGCACACACCGCCGACACGCGUCCUGGAAACUGGCCAAUCAGCUUCAUGCGUUCUGCUGGGACGGGUUGGACGAUGUCGUAGCUCACGGCGUCGUUCCUUACACCUCGUCUCUGUUCGGACCCGGCGGAUGUGAGCUGGAGGGCGGAGUCUUGGCUGCGUUGGUGGGUGGAUACGUCGGUGGGCGGGUCAGUCCCAGUCAGGCCGAGGUUCUCACGCCGCUGCUGUGUGAACUCUACGCGAGGCUCGGACACGGACACACGGACGGCGCGGCCAUCUCGUUUAUUCACUCGAACUUCUCGCAGCUGCACACGGCCGUGUCGGGACUACACAGCGCACGAUCACACGUGGUGGAAGGCCUCCUCCUGGCUUGUGAUUGGUCCGUUUGGAAAGAGGCAGACGGCCCGGUGAAGGCGCUGGUUGUUUUUGAGAAAUUAGACACACGUGAUGAUGAGAGUGUGAGCAUUCAGCUUCAGGACGACUGGACGGUUCACAGUGACGGCGUCGUACAGGAGAGAUUAGCGACAGUCCUGCGCCUGCAGGUGAACAUCGUGCUGUCGGCGGUGAAGCAGCCGGACUGUGUGCUGGUGUGGGCGUGUCUGAAUAACGUCUCCGUGCUGGAUUGCUGCGAUCCGGAGCAGCUGGACCUGCUGUGUGAACUCUGCACUGCAGAACCGCUCACGGUGCAGCCGCCGAUGCGUGUCGGGACGCUGACACACUGCCGCCGCUUUCAGCUCGGAGGACGCAGGUACGCUAACGUCGGGGUCACACACACGUCAGUGCACACACACACCCUGGUGCUGUGUGCGCCCGCUGCAGGACCGCUCGAACAGAGCGUGAGCGUGAGCCGAGGCGUGUUCUCCAUGCUGCAGCAUCUGAGUCAGUCUCACAGACACAACGACGUCUCGCCAUGUCCUCAGGAGCAGCGUCUCACGUCCUCGCAGCGUCUCACGUCCUCGCAGCGUCUCACGUCCUCGCAGCGUCUCACGUCCUCGCAGCUCUUCUCACCAUGUCCAAACCUGUGCCAUUGCAUUUUAAACGCUGGUGAUGUCAUCCCCGUGGGAGGAGCUUUUGAGUUUCUCUUCCAUCACUCCUUGCUGCACAGUAACCAUGGCGACCCCGAGAGCCGGAGACUCCUGGCCGAGGCCGUACUGAGCGUGCCCAGAUCUCUGCACACCCACAGACCCGGAGAUUUCCUUCAGCACCUCGCGCACUUCACCAGUAGACUGCUGCAGCCCCAUGCAAUCAGAGAGCCCGGCUCAGGGUCAGAGUUCAUGUGGGGUUUGGGAGCAGAUGGAUCCGGGCGUGUGUGUGUAGAGCCGGUCUGUAGUAAACACCAGCUGGUGGCAUCUGUGCUGCAGUGUGUGAACAGACUGCUGCGUGUGGAGACUGUCAUACACACACCGAGGUCACUCGCCCUCGCAGCAGCAGAAGAUGAUGAUGAUGAUGAUGAAGAAGAUGAUGAUGGAGACAGGACGUGACACCAUGUGACCGAUUUCCUGUAAAAGCGACCUGCACAUGUCAUUUAAAUCAUUAAAAUUAACCAGGAAUAUGCAAAUUUGGAAACGCCCCCACGUCCUCCUGUCGUCCCGAACGUUAUUUAACAUCAGACAAGCCUUUCAGAAUAUAUUUCAGUGUUGCCAUGACAACCACCUACUCUUCAUCGCUAAAAUUAGUUUGGUAGAUCACUAAAGCCUCUGCAGCAUGUUAUCUUCUAAUAAUUUGCAUAUUACACAUGAUUGGUCCAAAGCUGUUAUGUUUAUUUAGUGACAUCACAACUACUCAAACAACCAUUGAAACAAACAAACAAACAAACAAACAAACAAACAAACAAACAAACAAACCCAAACGCAGCGAG